GAGGUUGCACGGGACCGAGGGCGCGGGGCGGAGGCGCAAGCCGGUGCAGCCAUGGUGAAGAUCAGUUUCCAGCCCGCCGUGGCGGGCGUCAAGGCGGACAAGGCGUCCGCAUCCACCCCGACCGCGGCGUCUGGCCCGGCCGCCGAGAUCCUGCUGACGCCCGCGAGGGUGAGAGGCGCCGAGUCUCAGGAGGAGCGCCCCCCUCGCCACCGGCCCAGGAAGGGGGGCUCGGUGGGCGGCGUGUGCUACCUGUCCAUGGGCAUGGUCGUGCUGCUUAUGGGCCUUGUGUUCGCCUCCGUCUACAUCUACAGAUAUUUCUUCCUCGCUCAGCUGGCCCGAGAUAACUUCUUCCACUGCGGUGUGCUCUACGAAGACUCCCUGUCCUCCCAGAUCCGAGCCCGGAUGGAGCUGGAGGAGGACGUGAAGAUCUACCUUGAGGAGAACUACGAACGCAUCAAUGUCCCUGUGCCCCAGUUUGGUGGCGGGGACCCUGCAGACAUCAUCCACGACUUCCAGAGGGGUCUCACUGCCUACCACGACAUCUCUCUGGACAAGUGCUACGUCAUCGAGCUCAACACCACUAUUGUGCUUCCUCCUCGCAACUUCUGGGAGCUCCUCAUGAAUGUGAAGAGAGGGACCUACCUCCCUCAGACGUACAUCAUCCAGGAGGAGAUGGUGGUGACGGAGCACGUCAACGACAAGGAGGCCCUGGGCUCCUUCAUCUACCACCUGUGCAACGGGAAGGACACCUACCGGCUGCGCCGUCGCACCACCAGGAGGCGGAUCAACAAGCGUGGGGCCAAAAACUGCAACGCCAUCCGCCACUUCGAGAACACCUUCGUGGUGGAGACUCUCAUCUGCGGGGUGGCGUGAGGCCCCUCCCCCAGGCCAUCCCUGCCCUCCGUCUCUUUUCUCCUUCUGGCCGUUCUCCGGCUCUCCUCUUUCCCCUUGCUUAGCUUGUAUCUUGGGCGCCUUUCUAUAGAUGUGACAUGUCCCACCGCUCCUCGCCAGCCCUGCCCUCCUGCCUGUACCAGGGCCGUGGUCUCUCGAGGCCCCUGCUCCAGUUGGCCUCCCAGGGGUGGGGUGCAAAGGAUUGGACACCCAAGAUGAUUUCUGUGGCCCAUUGCAUUGAAGUUGGCUCCCCAGUGGCUGGGCCAAGGGGAAGGUCUAGAGAGAGGGGCUGGACAUCCAAGGGCCCUGGGCAGAGGCAAGGGCAUGGACGGGGGUCGGGGUAGGGGACUGGUUCAGAAGAAACCUGCACAGUUGGGGAAAGCCUCAAAGGCUUUUUCUUUGCACCACACACUUCUGUCCUGAUUCCUAAGCCUGGGUGUGGCUUGCCUGUGGGAGGACUGUGUCCUGGGUUAGACCCAUCAGAGCACAAGGGAAGGUGGCUGUCCUGGGCUCUCCCUGGGACCCUUGUCAGUGCCUUCAGCCCACCAGCAAGAGCCUGGAGUUUGGGGGUGGGAUGCAUCUGCCAAGCACAAUUGUUCUCUGAGUGGAACCAAAGAAAAGGGGAGCCCAGGCCCUUGGCCUGGUGUCUAGGAGCACAAGCCACCCCCCCCCACACACACACACUUCCUCACUGCCAAGGCAGGAGCAGAUGGACUCAGAAAGACAGACACCAGGAAGGUCAUCUGCUGUGAGCUGUGGGCCAUGGGCGGUGUGCAGAACUAUAAGCCAGGGGUGUGUGGAAGAUGAAAGGUUGGGGGAGAGCUACCUGGUACUUGCGUCCCUGCCUCCUCCAUUCCGAAUCCAUCCUUCUGCCUGGGGGUGGGGGGUGCGAUGUUUUCCCGCCUUCUUCUCACUUUUGCAUGUUGUUAACUGGCGUUCAGUGUGCUCACGGUCCUCAGCCCUGAGCCCGGGAGAGGCUCCGGCGCCUCCCGUGAGACGUGGACGGUCGCCGGAGAUGAAACUCUGAAAUGCUUUGUAUAUUUUCUCUAUUAGAUCUCUUUUCAGAAGUGUCUAUAGAAAAUAAAAAUCUUUUACUUCUGA
Molecule: messenger RNA, 1992 nt
Organism: Jaculus jaculus (lesser Egyptian jerboa)
Lineage: Eukaryota; Metazoa; Chordata; Mammalia; Rodentia; Dipodidae
Gene: Itm2c
Product: integral membrane protein 2C
Exons: 6
Coding region: 52-873 (273 amino acids)
Biological process (GO): negative regulation of amyloid precursor protein biosynthetic process
Cellular component (GO): Golgi apparatus; extracellular exosome; plasma membrane
Molecular function (GO): amyloid-beta binding
Source: RefSeq, a predicted model, not a curated record